Chanos chanos (milkfish) is the source of this 462-nucleotide messenger RNA. It is a transcript of the gene atp5pf, whose product is annotated as ATP synthase peripheral stalk subunit F6. Gene Ontology annotation, biological process: proton motive force-driven ATP synthesis. The record is from RefSeq and is a predicted model, not a curated record. Lineage: Eukaryota; Metazoa; Chordata; Actinopteri; Gonorynchiformes; Chanidae. Gene Ontology annotation, molecular function: proton transmembrane transporter activity. The coding region runs from base 53 to 376 and encodes 107 amino acids. Gene Ontology annotation, cellular component: proton-transporting ATP synthase complex. The transcript is spliced from 4 exons.
GUCGGCCAUUUAUACUUCGGAUGUGAUUUGUGAACGAGUGUCAGUGACAAGAAUGGCGCUCCGUCGGCUGUUCCAGUUGUCCUCUCUAUUCCGCUCCACGGUGACGGUAGUACUUCGCAGGAAUAUCGGUCUGUCUGCGGUGCUGUUCAACAGGGCGAAGGACCUGGAUCCCGUCCAGAAGCUUUUCUUGGAUAAGAUCCGUGAUUACAACACCAAGAGCAAGGCUGCGGGGGGUGUGGUUGACGCUGGCGCCUCCUACCAGAAAAAUCUGACAGAAGAAAUGGCCAAACUGCAGAGGUUAUACGGAGGUGGUGAUAUGACUAAAUUCCCAGACUUCAAAUUCCCUGAACCUAAGCUGGAUGAAGUGGCUAAGUGAGCCACCCUCUGCUCAACUCUACUGUUCCAACAUGUCUGUCAAGCUCCAGAAGAGUGUAUCUAUUUAAUAAAUGUACUUGGACUAAA